CCUCUGACUCUUUCCUUGGUAGAGAUAGUGGAGGGGAUACAAGUGGACAGGGACUUAGUUUGACAAGUAUGUAAAGAUAAGAGGACCUGUAUAUCACUAUGUACCUGUAGUGUAUCUGCUGAUCUGUAUACUGGACACUAAAACAGGCUGUCUGGUGUUGAGCGGUUCCAGUCUGUAGGGUUCGUAAUUCUGUUAUAGAGAAUAACAGUAAGAUAAUUGUUGCAGCCAUCAUGGAACCCCUGACGAAGAAGACGAGGAUAGAGAGGAUAACAGCAGAGGAUAAGAGGGAAAAAGUCGGUGCUGUGUUGGAGAGUCUGGUGUUGGAUGAUGCUAAGGUACACAGGAUCAUGGAAGUGAUGGAACAACAGAUAGACUUUGCCAAUAGUCCACAUGAGGAGGACAGGAAACGCUCUGAUAUGUUUUGGGAGUGUACUUAUGUCCAAGGGCUUCUGAAAGGGGAUGAGGAAGGAGACUAUCUAGGUUUGGAUCUUGGCAGCACUAACUUCCGAGUGGUCAGAGUAACCUUCAACAAGGGGAAGGCUAAAACCAUUACAAAGUACUACAACUUACCUCAGGAACUUCUGUCUGGACCAGCUGAUGGGGCUUUUGACCACAUUGCAGAUAGUAUUGAAAAAUUCAUCAAAGAACAAGAAAUGACAUCAGACACAGCCAUUGGACUGGGAUUCACAUUUUCCUUCCCCUCUGUACAGAAGAGUCUUAAGCGCAGUGUCUUGAUCACAUGGACAAAGAGUUUUAAGUGUACCACAGGCCCCGGAGAGGAUCCUGUUGGAAUGUUAGAGGCUGCUAUAGAGAGGAAGGGGGGCCUGUCUGUACCUGUGAAUGUUGUGGCGCGGAUCAGUGACACUACAGGAACAUUAAUGGCUGGUAACUACCUGGACAGGAACUGUCGUAUCGGCCUCAUCAUCGGUUCUGGAUCCAAUGCCUGCUUUGUUGAACAAGCUAAAAACUUCAACAAAUUGGAGGCUGUUGAAAAAACAUCAGAUCAGAUUCUGGUCAACUGUGAAUGGGGAGCCUUUGGAGAUAAUGGCUGCCUUGACUUCUUCAAGACAGAAUUUGACAAGGAGCUAGAUCAGAAUUCUAACCAUGUCAACUCCUAUACGUUUGAGAAACUCUUUGGUGGAUUCUACCUUGGUGAACUUGUCCGCUUGGUGUUGGUGAAACUGACCAAUGAAGGCUUGCUAUUUAAAGGUCAGGGGUCACCCAAACUCAUGAGCAAAGGAAGCUGGCCAACAUCUUAUGUUACAGAGGUGGAGAGUGAUGGCCCAGGAGAGACGAGCCACACUCGUGGUGUGCUACAGACCAUGGACCUGACAGGAGACGCAGAUGAUAUAGCUCUAGUACAGGAGGCAUGCUGCCUGGUGUCUCAACGGGGAGCAUACAUUGUGUCUGCUGCUUGUGCUGUUCUGUUAAACCACAUUGACCUGCCUGAUGUCACAAUAGGAAUUGAUGGGUCUGUGUAUGAACAUCAUCCCCGAUUUCAUGGCUACAUGAUGGAGCUACUGGAAAAACUUGUACCAAAGACAAAGGUGAAAAUCAUACUGGUCAAAGAUGGCAGUGGUCAAGGUGGAGCAUUUGUAGCUGCUGUAGGAUCAAGGUCAUGACCUUGUCAUGUAAUAGAUUUUAAUUUGUACAGAAAAGGACAACAAUAUAGUGCUAACUUCACACUCCCCUUAGAUACAUGUACGUAGAGAGCAAGUAGCAUGGUAUGUCUAGGGAAUACAGCAGUACACGUGCUAGACCAGCAGCAGCCUACUCACACGAUUGUAUAUCUUAUACGAUUUCAAGUAUUUUUAUAUCAAUAAAUUUAAUCAGAAAUCC
Messenger RNA from Pecten maximus, 1839 nucleotides. RefSeq names its product hexokinase-2-like. Gene Ontology annotation, molecular function: ATP binding; fructokinase activity; mannokinase activity. Gene Ontology annotation, biological process: glycolytic process; intracellular glucose homeostasis; glucose 6-phosphate metabolic process. Gene Ontology annotation, cellular component: cytosol; mitochondrion. The record is from RefSeq and is a predicted model, not a curated record. NCBI's taxonomy places the organism in Eukaryota, Metazoa, Mollusca, Bivalvia, Pectinida, Pectinidae. The coding region runs from base 231 to 1622 and encodes 463 amino acids. The transcript is spliced from 13 exons.